Messenger RNA from Psylliodes chrysocephalus, 669 nucleotides. Lineage: Eukaryota; Metazoa; Arthropoda; Insecta; Coleoptera; Chrysomelidae. The record is from the annotation of a GenBank genome assembly.
CUGCUCCGUAGUUUACAUAGUUUACUAUAAGCGUGUCUUAUCUGUGUACAAUCUUACUGUUCGAGACUGUUCCACCACUGAAUCUUCAGUCUGCUAUAUGUGGUACGAAGUAAUUGGAGGCAGAGGUUCUGAUCAAAUUGCUUCAUGCCUUUACAAUAAAUUGAUAAAUUUACCUGAGACCGUUCAGCACGUCACAACAUAUUCAGACACUUGCGGGGGACAGAACCGCAAUAUUAAUAUGGAGGUUAUGUUUCUAUAUGCAAUUAAACAAAAAACAACUAUUGAAAUAAUUGAUCAGAAAUUUCUUUUGCCAGGCCAUAUACGCCUUGAGUGUGACAGUGAUCACGCAAGGAUUGAAAGGAGUAAAAAACAAAUUUCCAAUGACUUCAAAAUAAUGGUGCCACGAGAAUGGUUUUAGUUUGUACGCUCGCUUAGAGGUAAAUCCAAAUUUACUGUUGUUGACAUGGGGCAAGAAGAUUUUCUGGCAUUUUCCAAACUCAUAGGUAACGUUUUAGUAAAAAGAGUGAGCGACACCAAUGGUGAAAAGGUAUCUUGGUUAAAGAUAAAGUGGUUAAGAUAUACCAGAGAGUUUGGAAUAAUCCAGUUCAAGUAUAGCCUUGAAGAAGACGUACCAUUUAGGACUUUAGAUUUAAGAAAAGGAAAAAGGAG